AUGGCCUCUCCUUCUGAAAAUACUCCUUCCAACCCUGAAACUCCUCUCCCUAUCACCAAUGGUGCAAACAACAAUGAACUCGUCCCCCACACCCUAAACCGAAUGAUUCCUGAAAACUCUAGCCCUACUGUGUCCAACUUCCUCUCUAUCAAGCUGGACAGAACCAAUUACCCCCUGUGGCUGGCACAAAUACAGCCACUCCUGAAGAGUCGAAAUUUGAUGGGGUACGUUGAUGGAACGAUAGGCUGCCCUCCCUGUUUCCAAACAGAUGCUGAAGGGAAACUGACAGAUGAUGUCAAUCCUGCGUAUCAACAAUGGAUAUCUAAUGAUCAGAUGGUCCUUGGGUGGAUCAACAACUCUUUGACGCCUCCAGUCUUGGCUACAGUUGCUCGGUCCACUACCUCCUUCUAUACAUGGAGUUCGUUGGCAAAACGUUUUGCCUCUCAAUCCCAGAACCGCAUCCUGCAACUCCGCGGAGAGCUACUCAGGACCAUGAGGGGUAACAUGUCCAUCUCCGAUUUUCUUGAUAAGAUCAAUUCUAUUGUCGAUAACGUGGCACUUGCAGGAAGUCCCAUCAGUGACAAUGAUCUCGUAUCCAUCAUCAUGAACAAUGUUGGACCACUCUAUGAGAAUACAGUAAGCUCUGCUCAAGCAAGAGACACUCCCAUCACAUAUGAGUCUCUAGAAGCCCUUCUUCUUUCAGCUGAGAGGCGCAUCAAAGAUUAG
This is a messenger RNA of Fragaria vesca subsp. vesca, 726 nucleotides long. RefSeq lists its product as uncharacterized. The record is from RefSeq and is a predicted model, not a curated record. Bases 1 to 726 code for a protein of 241 amino acids. NCBI's taxonomy places the organism in Eukaryota, Viridiplantae, Streptophyta, Magnoliopsida, Rosales, Rosaceae. The transcript has a single exon.